ACCGGAAGUCGUUAGUGUUUCUUCUACAUGUAGCUUGACGGUUUUUUUUUUUUUUUACCCGGACAGCUUCCACUCUGGACUCGGACUGAGCCGAACUAUAGUUCCUGUGAUGCCCCAGGGCGGGCCGAGCUGGCCGGGGUCGCGAUGCCGUACGUGGACCGACAGAAUCGCAUCUGCGGCUUCCUGGACAUCGAGGAGAUCGAGAACAGCGGCAGGUUUCUGCGCCGGUACUUCAUCCUGGACACGGAGCAGGGCAACCUGCUGUGGUACAUGGACAACCCUCAGAACCUGCCUAAAGGUGCGGAUAAUGUGGGCUUUCUCAAACUCACGUACAUCUCCAAGGUCAGCGAUGCUACCAAGCUCAGGCCGAAGGCAGAGUUCUGCUUUGUUAUAAACGCAGGCAUGAGGAAGUUCUACCUGCAGGCCAACGACCAGCAGGAUUUGGUGGAAUGGAUCAGUGUUCUGAACAACGCCACCAAGAUCACAGUGCCAAAGUCUGGAGAGAGCCAGUCCGCCUAUGUGGAGACCCCACAGGAAGCCCUCGGCGCUAUGAAGCAGGUCUCUUACAAAACGGAGAUCAUAGGUGGAGUUCCAAUCAUCACAGCCACGCAGGAGCAGAGCGAAGGCCAGAACGGGUCGGACCGAGGGAAGCGGGCUCAGAACCAGCUGCCGUACUUCCUGUCCAGAGGAGCGCAGGACCAGUCUUUCAUAAAGGCGGGAUACUGCGUUAAACAGGGAGCUGUGAUGAGGAACUGGAAGAGGAGGUACUUCAUCUUGGAUGAAAAUGCGCUCAGCUACUACAAAUCCGACCUGGACCGGGAGGCACUGAGAGUUAUCCCGCUGAAGGAGAUUCAGAAAGUCCAGGAAUGCAAACAGAGCGAGCUGAUGAUGCGAGACAACCUCUUCGAGAUGGUCACCAACUCCAGAACCUUCUUCAUACAGGCUGACAGUCCAGAGGACAUGCACAGCUGGAUCAAGGCCGUCUCCGGGGCGAUUGUUGCCCAGCGCGGGCCCGGGCGCUCAGCCAACACGAUCCGUCAGGUGCGACGGCUCUCCAGUCCGUGUAUAGAGAGGUAUACUCCGUUCUGCAGUGGGGAAUCCCGCACGAGCACAGUGACCCUCCCUCUCCCACCUCCGCCUCCACCUUCUACUACUCCCUCAACACGGAACCGCAGCACCCAGAACCCUCAGCGGGUGCUCAGCCUGACGCUGGACACUCGCCACCAGGACAACUUCCUGGGCCUCCUGCCGUGGCGCCUCAGUGGAAUCCAGCCCGUGAUGAUUCCGUUGCCUUCAGCGCGUUCCCGCCUUUCUUUGCAGGAGACGGUGCAGACCUCAAAGUGACGGAGGCCGAACGGCCCUGCGCCGGCGGCGGGGGCGACCCGAACACGGAGGAGCCCGACUCGGAGAUGACUCUGAUGUGACAGCAACUGAUCUUUGAAUAUUUCUCCUGCUAAACUUCCUGGGACCGGGUUUUUCUUCUCCCCCCCCCCCUCCCCCCCUACGUCUGGCUACGCCUACAAGGUCUUCCUCUGCUGUUCCCCUUCACCUUGUCUUCCUGAAUAUCUCUCACAGUGUGUUGCAGCAGACCAGCGACACAGAUCACACAGGCUGUUUAAGCUCUCAGCAGGAGUUCAGCGACACAGGAAUUCACUUCUGAAACAACCAAAGUUUAAAGGGUCGCAGAGAGAUGUGUUGAAAGACGUCUCUUCAGUCCUGUGUGUGUUAUCUGGAAGGUUGAGAUUUGAUAUGAAUUUGUGUUGUUUCCUUAUCAAACUGUUUUUUUGUUUUGUUUUGGUUUUUGUUUGUAGCUGAGUUUUUUUCAGGCACAGAUAAGGAGACAUAUGGAGUCUUGCAAAACUUCCCCUUAAAGAUGUUGGUAACGCUUUAUUUGACGGGGUGCAUAAGACUGACAUGACGCCAUCAUAAACAUGACAUAACAUCUGUUAUGAACAUGAAUGGAUUUUCAUAAAUGUCAUCUUGAUACAAAAUUAACAAUUUUAAUGGACUUUUAAUGCAAGUUUCAAUGCGAAGUUGCAUUAAAAGUGUUAUUAUUUACCGAAUUACACUUCAUGACAACAGUCGUAAACGUUCACAAAGACUCCUUUGUGUUCGUGACAGUGUCAUGUGGGUUUUAUGCACACCACGUCAAAUAAAGUGUUACCAAGACGAUCUCAAUUAUAUUUUAUGUCAUAGUCCAACACAAAAUAGUGCAGUGAAGUGGAAGAAAAAUGUGUGGUUUUAAUGGGGGCACGGUGGUUAAAUGUAAAAGUCUGAAAAGUGUGGCAUGUAUCCAAAUUCAGUCCCCCCUGAAUGAAUACUUUGUAGAAUCCCAAGGUCGCAGCUCAGGGUGUAUCUCUUCAUACCUACAAACUGAGUCCCUCUUUGCAAAUUAUUCUCCCCACUCCAGAUUGAAGAACAGCAUACCCAUAGCAUCAUGCUGCCACCACCGACAUUUGUUACUGUGGGAGCAGUGCACUUAGAGUAAGUUGCGGUCUUUACUCCUGUAGCUUUUCGCAGCAGGUCAAACAAUUCAGCGGGUCAAACAGAGUCAGUCUCAUCAGCUACCUUUCUGCUUGAAGUUAACUGUAUGCAGGCGGACUUUAUUAAUUUGGUGACUUUUGAAGGCAAUUAUUACAACAGAAUUUUAACGAGGUGUUUCAAAAUCUGCACUGUACUCUUUUUAUUCCACUUCAAAUUAUGCAGUUGGUGUUGAUAUAUACUAUAAAAUCUAUAUAAAAUACAGAUUUUAAGAGUCAAGGGAUAUGAAUGUUAAGAAAGCUGCAAGACUCCAGUCAUCCAGAAACUCUGCUGCCACCUAGUGUGUACAACUAGUAUGUCAAUUAUGUUUGUUUUUUUACUUGCGUUUGCUUUAUCUGCAUUUUCUAAUAAGUGUUAAAAAAAAAGGUUGCUAUAUAUUUAUUUUUUUGUUUGAUCCUAAACUAAUAAGAUCAAACAAAUUAUACACAAGAAAAAAAUAUAUAAUAAAAGAAAUAGGAAUAAGGUUACAAAGAAAUAAUAUAUUUUCACAGCACAUGAAACUGUUUACAUGCAAAGAAAUGCUUUGCGACAUUUGCAGAAAUCAUGCAUGUGAACACAUACACGGAGACACAGUUAAUGUGAAAAUAAAGAUAUUUGACUUCAAACUAAGCAGAAACAUCAUUCAGAUAACCUAAAAGAAAAAGGAAAAAAAAAGUUUAAGAUAUGUUCUUUAAGUAGGUUUGAUCCUCAGAGUUUCUCGUGUUUAUAUGGCGUGUGUCAGAAUAUAACCUGAAUUAUUUAAGUAAAUUUCUCUUUUUGCACCUCUUUCACUCCUAUGUUAAUCAACCUGUGUUACAGAAACUGGACUUUUUUUCUUUUUCUUUUUCUUUUUUUUUUGUGCAGUUCGGGUCGGGUCGGCGGAAACCGUUUGUGACUUUGCUAAAAAUGUCAGCCUCUGUCCCGAGCGUGGAAGUUAUGCGAAACACGGAAAUGCUUCAGCAUCACAAACUCAGACUCUGGAAACAUUUCCUUCUUGCUCACCAGCUCCCCUCACCUCACCUUAACUUCCUGUUACUUUACCUGCCGUCACGUCGGCGUUCAGGACGCCCGUCGAUUUGCGUGGAAAUCUUUUGGGACUCGAGCCGUCCCGCAGGUCGUUUCUCCUCUCGGCUCUCUGGUUAUGGGUGUUUGUUUUUUGUUGUUGUUGUUUUUUUCUAGUAUUGAUAUUAUUAACUUUAAUGAGGAAAAAAAUAAACUACACAUAUAUGUUGUCUACUGAAUUUUUAUGAACUCACGUGCAUGACUGACUGUGCACCCCCUUCACUCUUCAAAUGUUCCCUUUGAUACAUGAGUUGGGUAAAGUGCCUGCGUCUAUCUUUCUAAAGAGCAGAUUUUAAAAACA
This is a messenger RNA of Poecilia reticulata (guppy), 3883 nucleotides long. NCBI's taxonomy places the organism in Eukaryota, Metazoa, Chordata, Actinopteri, Cyprinodontiformes, Poeciliidae. The record is from RefSeq and is a predicted model, not a curated record.